AGCACAGAAUUGAAGGAUGUCCAAGGUUAUAUUAAUAAAUAGGUAGUAGAAUAUCAGUAAUAGUAAUGUGAUGAUCAUUAAAAUAUGAAGAAGAAACUAAACUUGUGGAGGGUGAGGCCCAGUCAAACAUAAUGGCCUAUCUCCACCUGAAUCGGGGCUUGCCAAUGUCGAGUUGACAACGCAACAUCUUAACCAUCUUCCAUCGAAGUUUGCCCUUUGCCAUGGAGCUGAUUGUGCGAUUUUCCGAAUUUUCCGUUGCACAAUCGCCUGCACAUCGAACUGCCAGCGGAUACAAGCAAUUUGUCAGACGCGAGAUGCACUCGAGUGCAUUUAUUGUGUUUAGCGUGUCUGCAAAGUUCAGGUCGCGCUGGCUGGAAAGUAAAAGUGAUCCGGGGUUCUGUUGAGUCAUCGCCCGUGGAGGGAUCACAUGGAACCACUUAACUGGAAAUCACAGCCGAUCAUCACAUCGGAUUGGAUUGGAUCGGAUUGGAUCGGAUUGGAUUGGAUCGAGUGUUAUGAAUGGAGCCGAAACGCACUGCUCACUCGGCCCAAGGUCGAUGUGCAGGCUUCUAUGUUUGAAAUCUCUUUGCAGCCGUGUUUCUCUGCGUUUUGCUGAUACGAAUUCGAUUUUGAUAUGGAUUUCGCGAUUCGCAGUUUGCAGUUUGCAGUUUGCAGUUCGCAGUUCGCCGCACGGCCAAUGUCGUGCGUCGCUUUGCGUUUAAUUAAUAAAUGCGCGAAAAGUGGCCGUGUGUUGGCUUUGGCUGUUCGGCCACAAAACGCUAAUUACAAAUGCCGCCAAGAGCAAGUACGAGUCGCGAUUGCGGCCCAAACGGCAAUAGGCAACAGGCAAUAGGCCACAAAUCCGAGCAGCCACUACAACUCGAACAACUUCUUGACAUUUUGGUUAUGCUCAUGCGUGCAGCGCAAUUUCGACUUUGUCUGUAAUACUAAGUUGCCGCCUUUGCUGCCAAAUGCUACUCCCCGCCUGACCUAAUCGUUCUGAUCGGAGUUUUUAGUUUUUAGUUUUCAGUUUUUAGUUUUCAGCUUUUGGAUUUCAGCCACAAUGGUAGGCCUAUUGUUCUCGACUCAAUCCAAUCCACUCCACUCGUCGUCUUGGGUGCUUUAAACUCGUAGUUGCGCACACUCGAAGAGUCGUGAAAUUAAUCAAAUUUAUUGUCGAGCCCGAAACCCAUAAUUAAAUUUAAUAUAUGCAACGAAAGCAAUCGCGAUCGACGGACCGGCUGCGUGUGAAAACCGCGAGUGACGGACUGACUGAACUUAGACGUGAGUCAUCGAUGAGGUAUGAAGUAUGGCUCUAAUCGAGUUAGGCCUAUGUGAUUACUACGCAUUUCGAGUGGCUUUGUUAAUUGCUAUGACUUUUUAGUUGCACCUGACCCCUGCCAAUCCGAUUAUGGAUUCUAUAGUACACCAAUUGCAUUACAGAAAUGUAUGUCUAGUUUGUUAUUCAUUUUAAUGACACUGCAUUAUGUUUUUCUCUGCAUGAUGAUAAGGUACAUAACUAUACCUACAUACAUAUAUGCUGUGCACAGCGAUAAGCAGUACAUGGUGACCAUCUCUUAUCACGAAGCGUCAGAUUUUCUGUUUUCUUUCUUUACUGGAUUGCUUUCUAAUAUCUUUGGUUCCGAUGCAUCCAAGUCAGUCUGUUCUUGCCAGUCGGAUUCAAAAGUUGUCACAAUCGCAGCUAUGCUAAGAUCUACUAUACUUUUGGUGCUGUCUUUAUACCUGAGGUCAUGCUACUCAGCAGCCUGCGAGGUGAGUGCUGCAGAUAAGUUGUUUAGAAAUGCAAAAUAUUAAAUUCACAUCUCUCCUCAGGGAAAUGAAUGCGAUGCACAAUGUGCUGCAUAUUGCUAUGGAGUAUUGAAUCCCUGCAUGUCGAACUUGGGCAGUUUGCAGCGAAGGAUUGAGGCCUGCGAAGCAGCUGUUUCUAUUGCGAGAAUGGCCCUAAAUGACCGACGACUGCACAGUUUUGGCACUUCAAUGAACUUGCAGCAGGAAAGGCAAAAUACUUCGCAGCUACUUCUGGCACACGAUACACCCAUGGCCAGAAAACUGGAAAGGAACGAGAACGACACUUUUCAACAACUGGGAAGCAAAUACUACUACAUCGAAAAGGAACAGAAGCUAAACUGGCACGCGGCGUUGGAAAAGUGCCAUAGAAUGGGUGGCCACCUGGCCAGUCUGCAAACUCAGGAGGAGUUGGAUGGAUUCAAUAGCCAGCUGAAUGGCCUGAAUCGCUACUGGAUCGACGUGACCAGCCAGUUCAACGAAAGUGAAUUCGUGUCCGUGACCAAGGGAUCGAAAGCAAACUUUCUGAGUUGGGCGGAGGGUGAACCCACCAAAGAUGGAAAGUGCGUGGAUGUACGAACAUUCAACGGGAAAACUACCAUGAAUGAUAACGCGUGUUCCGCCCAUCUCUUCUUUAUUUGCGAGAAAUCUAUUCAAGUAUAGAGCACUAAUUACCUACAGCCCUUUUAACUUUAAUUAAGGGUAGUUUUGAGCUAUGACAUGAAGCACAUGUUUUAUAGAAGAAAUCAGUCUGAGAAGAAAUUCAAAACGAAAAACGAACAAGCUGGAAUACGAUCCAGUAUCAGAAUAUAUAAUCUUAAAUAUAUAAUCUUAUAAGCCACUAUAUCAUUACUUUGGGUCGGCACUCUCGGUGCUCUCAAGGUUUUCCAUUGGCUACAAAGAGUCUGGCAAGACGCUUCCCCCGAUCGAGAUAUACAUGCAAUACGAAUACAUGCGAUAUAGAGAUCGAUUGGCUUACGCAUGUGCAGUGGAAACCGAAGCUCGACAUUUACGCUUAAAUCAUAUUUUAUGGCUUUUCAGCUGAAAAUCGAAUGCUAACUUGUUUGUUUCGUUCUGCUUUUCAGCGGCAUUUUGGCGAUUGUUGUUGUGUUCUGCUUGUUGGCCAAUUCAAUUCAAGUUCGCAUCGGGCCAAAGCCAAAGUCGAAGUCGCAGUCGAAGUUUGUUCAACCAAGUUGAUUCGAUUGCGAUCGCGAAUUGAAAACAAAAACGUGAACGUUGCACGCACCAAGUUUACUUGUUUUUUUUUCGCUUUUUUGCCUUAGCUACGGCUGCAUAAUUAAAUCAAAAUAAUGGGCAUGUUUAUCGCUUUAUUAUUUUAACUCAUUGGGCAGUUUGUUGGCAUUUCUACAACAAAAUGUCAUAUUAUUGCAACUCUUUAAUAUCAGCAGCAGGUAGUUUUCCUAUAGUAUAACUGAAAACAAUGUGUUUAAUUGAAACCCCUUAUGAAAGCCAAUCCCUAGCUGAAUUUUCGAUAACGAUCGGUUAACAUGACAUGACAAUUUACAACCCACAUUAAAAUCGGUUAAUGUGAAUUUUUCCAUGCACGUACAACUGUCGUUUGCCAUUUUCUCUAAGCUCUUUCAGGUGCAUUAAAUUUCAUUUUCUUUGAUUCACUUCCUCUUUGCCGCCUUUCGAGCAAUCGCCGCAUGCAAACUGCAUACAAAUGUGGAUCUGCUAGUGAUUUGCAUUUGAAGUGCAAAUCGCCGAUCGCGAGCGGUAACUCAACACUCAAUAGUCAGCAGUCCGAGCAGAUGCCUUGUAAUAUCAUAUUUCUUGACUUAUUUCUGGCACUAUUACUAGUGGACUGGCCAUUCCAGGGCGCUCGAUCGCUGGCAAUUAGCACGUUUUCCCAUUUCCAAUUUGACGCCACGCGUCUCGCUCCAUUGAACACCUAUUGCAGGGUAUUUGGGUUUGGCGAUGGCGAUAACGACGACGAUGACGAACGGGCAUUGUCGUCACACCUGCUGGCGAAAUUGGCAAUACAUGUGCAUACCGGGGCUUUUCUCGGGCUCCAGCGGGGCCAAUCGAUCGCCGCUGCAAGUCAUGGAGAUGUGGAAAGGCUGCAAAGCCUGCCACUUGUGGCAAGCACAUGACUGAUCUCUUCACGUGAUUCGGCCGGCGACGGCCGACUAAUUUGCCACUAAUAGCGAAUGUGUUGCAAGUGUUUUCCGCGGGGAAAUGGCAAAAAGCAGCAUACAUUAUGCU
Messenger RNA from Drosophila teissieri, 4032 nucleotides. Its product is annotated as C-type lectin 37Db. The record is from RefSeq and is a predicted model, not a curated record. The coding region runs from base 1891 to 2469 and encodes 192 amino acids. Gene Ontology annotation, molecular function: signaling receptor activity. Lineage: Eukaryota; Metazoa; Arthropoda; Insecta; Diptera; Drosophilidae. The transcript has a single exon.